This is a messenger RNA of Porites evermanni, 519 nucleotides long. Lineage: Eukaryota; Metazoa; Cnidaria; Anthozoa; Scleractinia; Poritidae. The record is from the annotation of a GenBank genome assembly.
AUGUUCUCCAGGGGGAUCUCUUCAGCCGAGUGCAGCACAUGGUAUGCUGUAUCCCUUACUAUAACUGUUGCUGUGGUCGCAGUGAACCUCCUAUCAAUUAUUCUUUUUAUAAAGAACAGUAAUCUUCGCACUCGUGCCAUGUACUUGGUUAUAAACUUGACCGUGGCUGAUGUGUUUGUUGGUGGAGGAGCCACUUUCGCUAUAGUAUUUCAUUUCCUCCUCUACGGUUGCGAAGUUGGAAAUAAAUUCAGAUUCCGCUCUAAACAGUUUCUUACUGCGCAGGAAUGGCAACCUUUUCUUGUGCUUCUCAUGAUCGACAUCUGGCUUUCUCUCACCUCGGUAGCAGGCAUUGCAGUAAUUUCUUUAGAUCGGAUGCAUGCGACGUUUCGUCCAUUUAGGCAUCGCAACAUCAAAAAAUGGGCCUACGGGGUAGCAAUUGGUGGCGUCUGGAUUUUAACUGCAAUGUUAAUUCCCUUUCCGUUAACACGUCUGGAUGGAAACUUACACUCGUACUUAUGG